This is a messenger RNA of Dichomitus squalens LYAD-421 SS1, 1888 nucleotides long. RefSeq lists its product as uncharacterized. Gene Ontology annotation, molecular function: amino acid transmembrane transporter activity. Lineage: Eukaryota; Fungi; Basidiomycota; Agaricomycetes; Polyporales; Polyporaceae. Bases 176 to 1690 code for a protein of 504 amino acids. Gene Ontology annotation, biological process: amino acid transmembrane transport. The record is from RefSeq and is a predicted model, not a curated record. The transcript is spliced from 4 exons.
CCCCCUCCACCCCCCCUUCGGCAUACAGCAUACAGCUCUGUCUUGGCGCAGGCUGGCUCUGCAGUUGCUACAGCAUCCCUUCUAUCCCCUUCAAGUCGGAACUUGGCCCGCCGCUCCUUUGCCCCAUCCCACCCUAACUAACUGCGCACGAAACCCCGCGCAUAUUGUAUCAACUAUGCCCGCGAGCCCACGCUCAUCGACGAGCUCGGAUUCCUUCACCUCCGGCCGCAACUCCCCGUUCGACGCUUAUGAUUCCACCGCCGCCCUCAUCCUCGUUCCGGACGUAGAGGAGACUACCCCGACUGGGGCCGCGUUCGAUUUUUCGAGCGACGAUGACGAGCCAGAGGAUUCGGACCUCCAGCUGGAACGUCUUCGGAAUUCCCCAAUCCCCCCGCUCUCCUCUAUUUCUGUCUUCCUGUACCUCUUCGCGCCGUUCCUUAAGCUUGGUGCACUUAUUAUCCCGUCCUUGGAUAUACCGCUCAGGAUCGCCGCACCUGCUCUCUUGCUCUUCGCGGUGCUAUCGGCGUUCACGCGGCAUCUGUGGUACAUGCUCGCCCGCUAUGUCAGGCGAGCAGACUUGGAGGAAAUCGUGUUAGAGACAUUCGCGCGGGGCAGAGGAAAGGAAGGACGGAGGACGGCACUUCGCCAGGUCGUGCGGCUCUCCACCCAAUUAUCGAGGAUAUCUCUCGCUGCGUUGUACCUGCGAUUGUCUGUGGAUAUGCUCCUCACAUACUUCCCGGAUGUCCUCACGGUGCCCUCGAGGCUGAUCACGACUAUUGUCCUCGUGGCGUUCAUCGCGCCCCUGUAUUCCGCCCGCUCUCUUGGUUCCAAGGGCAUCAUCUACGCUUCAUGGGUGUCCAUAACGGCCUACGCCGCGUGGUUUGCGUGUACGAUUUAUAUGCAUACCAAGCAUAUAGUCGAGCCUAUCGCCUAUUCCUCCUCGCUUGGUAAACUUUGGGAUGGAAUACCUACCUUUGCGUUUGCCUUCGCCACAUCCUCCACCGUACCUCUGUACGCCUCAUUGAAGGGAACCGUCGAGCCGGUGACACCGAAACCCAGACGGUCGCGAUCCUUCAAGCUCCUGUCUAUCUUAUCCUUAACACUAGCCCUAGCGUUCACUCUACCUCUUGUCUUCUUUGAGGCUUCUGCCCAUGUGCCGCGCCAGGAACUGCCCUCCGCCGAACUGAAAGCGACCGUAGCCGUAUUCGGCGCCAUCGCCCUCCUCUUCUCCAUCCCCUCGGUCCUCAUCACCACCCCCGCUCUCCCCGUCCCUUACCCUAUCCGCCGCGCCACCUCCUUACCCAUCUCGAAAGUGCUCAUCUACAUCCUCACCCCCGCGCUCGCGCUCCUCCCCGCGCACGUCACGCGCGUGGGCAGUGACCUUGUCCUCUUACUCGCCUUCCUCAGUACGUACGUCGUGCCCGCGCUCCUCCACAUCACGAUCCACUACUUCCGGCGCCCGCUGGCGAUCGUCGUUCCUCCCGCGACGCCGUCGCCCGCGCGUGUCCCGUCGGCCGAGUCGGGCAGCGACUCGCGCCACGAUGAGCUCCUGCAGCGGAAGGAGCGCACGCUGCAGCGGCGGAGGCUUGGGCGGCGGCUCGUGUGGGACUUCGGUGUGUGGGUCCUCCUCGUCCCUGUGGGCGGGGGAGGGUUCGUCUGGGCGAUCGGGAGGAUGCUGGACAAGUGGUAGUACGCGCGGUAGACUGUUAAGUGAGAUAGACGAUUUUCUCUCUGGCGCGCGGGUCGGGACGGAGGGUCGAUCGGGUCGUCUCUUGUUGUUGUAGUCUUGACGGACAUUUUGGCACCAUCACUAUUACUUACUUGUGUUGCUUUGUACUUGUACUACCAGGUCUACGUGAGCCCAUCGAGAGGCAACUUCCGAACCAAG